AUGUCAACUUCUCUGUCGAAUCUGCCGAAUCUUCUCAAGGCUGGGUCAAUGGAGUUUGGUCUGUUAGUGGCAGCAAUCACAACAACAUUAGAUCUGGCCUUCAUACCAUCCAUUAAAGUCAACAACUGGGAAACCACUCUUCUUUCAACUUCACCAUUCGUCUUGUCUCUCUUUGGGGCAAUGGAAUCAAUUUCGUCAAUGAAGAUAAUAGCAGGGGAGUUCUUCUCGGCUUCUUCAAAUGCUUUUCUCAAGUUGGACUCGGAUUCACCGGCCAUCUUCGACAUAAUUUCAGGACCAUUGAUCAAAAAGAAGAAUGCACCUGUUUCGUUGGCAACUGCUCUAGCCAUGAUGGUUUUACCAGUACCAGGAGGUCCGUACAUCAAAAUACCCUUUGGUGGCUUGAUACCAAUGGACUUGAACAAUUGUGGGUGUCUCAAAGGCAACUCAACUAAUUCUCUAAUUUGA
Molecule: messenger RNA, 465 nt
Organism: Clavispora lusitaniae ATCC 42720
Lineage: Eukaryota; Fungi; Ascomycota; Pichiomycetes; Serinales; Metschnikowiaceae
Source: RefSeq, a predicted model, not a curated record